This is a messenger RNA of Capsella rubella, 3935 nucleotides long. RefSeq names its product CHD3-type chromatin-remodeling factor CHR7. Gene Ontology annotation, molecular function: ATP-dependent chromatin remodeler activity; ATP binding; histone binding. NCBI's taxonomy places the organism in Eukaryota, Viridiplantae, Streptophyta, Magnoliopsida, Brassicales, Brassicaceae. The record is from RefSeq and is a predicted model, not a curated record. The transcript is spliced from 29 exons. Gene Ontology annotation, cellular component: nucleus; chromatin. Gene Ontology annotation, biological process: chromatin remodeling; negative regulation of transcription by RNA polymerase II. Bases 92 to 3772 code for a protein of 1226 amino acids.
UUGCUGCCUCUCAUAACUCUCCUCCUUCUUCAUCUUUAGAUUUUCUGAGAAGAUUUCUCUAAUCACAAAACCCAAAUCCUAAUUAAGAGAAAUGGUUACCCCGGGUGAUAAGAGAGUACUACGUUCAAGAACCGGCCUAAGGCCGAUCUACACCACGGAUGAUAUGGACGAAGGCAGCUACACCACGGACGAUAUGGACGAAGACAGCUACACAUCGGAUGAUAUGGACGAAGGCGGCUACACAUCGGAUGAUAUGGACGAAGACAGCUACACCACGGAUGAUAUGGACGAAGACGGCUUCGAUCAAGAUAAAGAACAAGUUGAAGAGAAAAGUGAAGAGGUUUGUCCUCUAAAAGACAUUGAAAAAGUUUUGGACCGUGACUUUCGACUUAACGAUCCGGAUUCAAGCCAACUUUUUGUGAAACAAUAUCUUCUAAAGUGGAAGGAAUCCUCAUACCUACACUGCUCUUGGGUGGACGAGGAGGAACUCGAGAAAGCUCACAAGGCACAUCCUCAAAAACAAUUAAAGGCAAAGGUGGACAAACUUAACGCUAGGAUUGACGAUAACAUGUUGAGUCACGACGAAGAUGAGUUGAUUGCUCUUCCUCCUGAGUGGACAACUGUUGACCGGAUUCUUGCUUGCCGGGAAGAAGAAGAUGGGAAGAAGUAUCUGGUAAAGUUCAAAGAACUUUCUUAUGAUAAAACUUACUGGGAAUCUGAAUCAGACAUCUCAGCGUUCCAGAACCAAAUUCAAAGGUUUAAGGAUAUAAACUCUGCCACUCGUAGAGAGAACAUCAUCGAAAACGUGGGAAACCAAGUGGAAUUCAAACACUUCGAUCAUACUCCUGAAUUCCUUAAUGGCUCACUACAUGAGUACCAACUUGAAGGGCUAAAUUUCUUGAAGUAUUCAUGGUUCCAGGGAACCAAUGUAAUCCUUGCGGAUGAAAUGGGUCUAGGCAAAACAAUACAAACUAUUGCCUUCUUAGCUACUCUGUUGGAGGAAAACCAAGCUCCUCAUCUGGUUGUUGCUCCUCUCUCAACCCUCCGUAACUGGGAGAGGGAAUUUUCCACCUGGACUCCACAGCUCAAUGUUGUUAUGUACACUGGGAAUUCCGAAGCACGUCGUGUCAUAAGGGAACAUGAGUUCUACUUCCCUGAAAAUAAGAAAGUUUGUAAACUCGAUGUCCUCCUCACAUCGUAUGAGAUGAUUAACAGCGACACAACAUAUCUGAAACCAAUCAAGUGGAACUGCAUGAUUGUUGACGAAGGCCAUCGUUUGAAAAAUAUGAGUUCGAAGUUGUUCUCUUCACUGACGCAAUGUAAGAGUAAGCAUCGUGUUCUGUUGACUGGAACACCACUUCAGAACAACUUGGAUGAACUUUUCUCUCUUAUGCAUUUUCUUGAUGCAGCCAAGUUUGGGAGUCUCGGGGAGUUUUCAGAGGAGUUUAAAGAUAGUAUAAAUCAAGAGGAGAAGAUUUCAAGACUCCACCAAAUGUUGGCACCGCAUCUGCUUAGAAGGUUAAAGAAAGACGUGUUGAAGGGGAAACUGCCCCCAAAGAAGGAACUCAUUUUGCGUGUUGAUUUAAGCAGCCAGCAAAAACAUUGGUACAAAGCUGUUCUUCAACGUAAUUAUCAAAUCUUGGCAAAGAAAGGAGGUGGUAAAAUCUCUAACGUGCUAAUGGAACUACGGAAAGUUUGCUCUCAUCCGUAUCUACUAGAUGGCGCUGAGCCAAAAUUAGAAAACGCUGAUGAAGCUUUUAAACAACUCGUGGAAGCAUCUGGAAAAUUGCAACUGUUAGACAAAUUGAUGGUCAAACUCAGAGAGCAAGGGCAUCGAGUGCUCAUAUACACCCAAUUCCAACACACUCUAGACAUCUUUGAGGAUUACUGCAGUUAUAAGAAUUGGUCUUAUGAACGGAUCGACGGAAAGGUCGGUGGAGCUGAGAGGCAAGUACGUAUAGAUCGUUUUAAUGCAGAAUACUCCAACCGGUUCUGUUUUUUGCUCUCUACAAGAGCUGGUGCGAUAGGAAUAAACCUUGCAACAGCGGAUACAGUCAUCAUUUAUGACAGUGACUGGAAUCCUCAUUGGGAUAUUCAAGCCAUGGCUAGGGCGCAUCGCCUAGGCCAGACGGCUAAGGUAUUAAUUUACCGUAUGGUACACAGUAACAGCGUGGAGGAAAAGAUUCUAAAGAUGAGUAAACAGAAGAUGCUUCUAGAGCGUCUUGUGGUGGGUCAAUUUAAACAAUCAAAGCUUAGUCAGGACGAGCUGGACGAGAUCAUCAAGUAUGGUUCCAAGGAACUGUUCUCUGAAGCAGGGAAUGGCAAGAUACAUUAUGAUGAUGCUGCUAUCCAAAAAUUGCUUGACCGUGAGUAUAUAGAUGCUGAAGAGGGUGAUGAAGAAGAGAAUGGUUUCUUAAUGGCUUUCAAGGUGGCCAAAUUUGAGUAUAUUGAUGAAAAUGAGGAGGAUUCGGCUGCAGCAGUAGAGGAGGCACAAGCUAUAGAAAACAAUGCUGAUAGAACAAGUCACUGGGAAGAGCUGUUGAAAGACAAACAUGAGAUGCACCAAGCUGAGGAGCUCAAUGGUCUUGGAAAGAGGAAGAGAAAGUGCAAACAACAGGUGACAUAUGCUGAAGAAGAUGAUGAUGAGGCUGAUGAUGAUUAUGAGUAUGAUGAUGAUGAUGAUAUUGCUGGUUCAGAUGAUGAGAGGAAGGAAGCAGUUGAAGCCGAGCCAACUGUUGUUGAAGCAGCAGCUCCACAGAGAAACCCUAGGGGUAGAAAGCCAUACAGAAAAAGGGCUCACGGUAACUCGGAGCCAAUACCUUUGAUGGAAGGCGAAGGGAGAUCUCUCAGGGUGCUGGGUUUUAAAAAGUCUGAUAGGAAGACUUUUAUGGACACGUUUCUGAGGUACGGAGCUGGAAACUAUGAUUGGAAGGAGUUUGUUCAACCCUUAAUGCCGAAGACCUAUGACGAGAUCAAAACGUAUGGGGUAUACUUUUUGAAGCACAUUGUUGAAAACUCCGACAAAAAAUCUCCAACUUUUUCAGAUGGAGUUCCCAAAGAAGAAAUGGACUGUGAGAAGCUAUUAAUCAGGAUGACUUUUAUGAUGCUAUUAAAGGAGAAGUGUCAAUAUAUGGACGACCAUCCGACAGAACCUCUUUUCUCUGAUCACAUCAUCAAAAUGUUCAGUUUGGACUUUGGAAAACUUGCUGAGGCAGAACAUGACAGGAAGCUUCUUCGUGCUGUUUCCGAACAAGGAUAUGGCCACUGGCCAAUUAUCGUUGAGUUAGAAGGGUUAAAAGAGACUCUCUGCAAGCAACUGGGUAUCAGUUUCCCUUGCAAAACUUGGCGUGAACCUGAAGAAGAUAGCUUGCCAGAGAGUAGCCUGAAUCAGGAAACUGGUAACGCCGGAAAUAAUAAAGCUUCUUCUGCUGGUGGAACGAAGAAAAAGAAGAAACCAUCCUACACUCCUGAUUAUCAACGACUUUGCAACCAUGUAGAACAACGGGUUAAUAUGCUGGAGAAGGCGAUAAAAUAUGAGUACCAUGAAAAGAUACUGGCUGAACAGGCCGAAGCAAAAACAAAGGUGAUGGGUACGGUAGGAGCGAGCUUUGUAGCUGCAGACAAAGACAUGCUUGAACCACUGCCUAAGACGACUGAGCCAAUAAUUUCAGAAGAAACUUCAGCAGUUGCCGUUGACAACAAGCAAGGCGAGGGUAAAGAGGAAGAUGAUAUUAAGAUGGAUGCAGCGGAUAACCUCAUUAUUAUAGAUUAAUCAGAAUCAUUGUUACUUCUCAUCUCAUUAUUGUUUAGGAGUUGGCUUUAACUAAUUUUCUCAAUUUUAGCAAAGACCGAUGGGCUAAACUAAGUUACCUUUUGAAUUCGUUUGCAUGCGUUUACUAUUAUGGAACAAUCUAAUAUAAUUGCUAUCAGUUAAA